AAAUAAAUCAGAUUCGGGAAUGAUGCCAAUACAAUCAGUCAUUAAGUAAUACUUCGUAGCGUUAAGUGGUGUAUUUUCGAUACAAUGAUCAUUAAAAAGAUAUCUGUUUUAAUAGUGUUCUUAGUUCUUUUAAGUAAUGUAAGUGGAGAAGAAACCAAAGUUAGCUUGACGUUUGUAAUCGAUAACACCUAUUCCAUGAAUGAAGACAUUGAAGAAGUUAAGAGAAGAACUGACGAUGUUUUCAACGCUGUACUUAACUCCAAUAUAUCACUAAUAGAUGAGUUCAUUAUCGUGACUUUCAAUGAUCCUAAGACGGGUUGGAAUGUAGAAUCUGCAACUUUACGAGUGAAAACAAAUAGGCGUGACUUAUUCAAAGAAGCUUUACAUAAAAUAAAGGUAUUUGGUGGUGAUGAUUGUCCAGAAAUGUCCAUGACAGGGAUCGAACUUGGACUAAAUACGAGCAAACCGCACUCAUAUUUGUAUGUCUUCACCGACGCAGACGCCCUGGAUUAUAAGAAAUAUAACUAUGUAAAGAGUUUGGCACUGGAAAAAUCUAUUCAGGUGACUUUCCUUCUGACCGGCCAAUGUGAAACAGGCAUAGUGGAAAAGCAGAGAUAUGUAUACAACAAUCUAGCUACAGCUACUUCAGGACAGGUGUUUCAUAUUAAAAAACAAGAGAUAAGCAAGAUAAUUGAAUAUAUUUUAGUAAAUUUAAGAAAUAAAAGAACUACCCUUCUACGGAAAUGUUUCAAGAAUGACGCCGAGUGUGGAAAUAAACACAGUUUUACAGUGGACAGCAAGCUGUGGGAAAUCGUUAUAGCUCUAUCGGCACCAAAGCCUAUAGUUGAUGACGACAUCAAUGUGACCGGACCAGACGGUACACCAGUGGAGGUUCAACAAUUAGUAUCAUCCCAGAACACAACAAUCGUGAAAUUAAAAGAUGAAGUGGGUAAAUAUAGCAUAAGUAUACCCAAUUGUCAUGAUGUCACAGUCCUAAUAACAGCUUCAACAUCUAUAAGUUUCCAGUACGGCUUUUCUUCUGAUAAGCCACAUUGUUUAGACGAGACAUAUAGGAAACCUGUUCAAGACAUCAAAUCUUAUUUGGCUAUAGAACUAGAUAAUAAAGAACGAGAUGUUACUCUAAAAAAUGUUGAACUAUGGGACAUUGACGAUGAGUUUAUUGUAGAAUUACCUCUUAAAUUAAUAGACUCCGAUCGCCAGCUGUAUAUCACAGAAACAAAAUUUUCUGCACCUCACCAGACGUUUAAAAUUGCGGUAAAAGGAUUAACAGAAUCAAAAGAAUUAAUAACAAGAGUAUCUCCAACAACAAUAGAAUAUGAAAGAGUAACAAAAAAGCCAGCGAAAGUGACAAUUUUGGGGGCAAAAAAAGUGUUCGUAAAAUUGGACGAGCCUUUAGAACUCAAAUGUAAGGUUUAUGGAUAUCCUCAGCCACUUGUUACGUGGGAAGAUAAAUACAAUAACACUAUGAAUUCCUCGAUAAGUACAAUAGCUCUAGGCGAGUAUAUAAGUACUCUUCACAUAGAUAAUGUAAUUGAAAGUACUAUAUUUACCUGUAAAGCCAAAAAUUUUAUAAUCGACGCAGACAAUGUUACAGUUAUAACAAAAAAUAAAUUUAUUGUCAUAGAAUAUCCAAAAGAUGUCGCUGUAAUUUACGGCAAAUCCGUUGAACUAAGUUUGAAAAUUGAUGCAAUACCACCAGCAACUAUUAACUGGUAUCAAGGUGGUAAAGAAAUUAUUAAUAUUGAGAACAUAGAAAUCAAAACUUCUUCCGACAAUUCUGUUUUCAAAAUUAAAAAUGCGAAACCAAAACUUGGUGGAAAAUAUUACGUGAAAGUCACUAAUGGAGAAAAAAAUGUAGAGUAUGAAUUCAAUGUUGUUGUAACCGAUGCAGAAAUACCAAAAAUUGACAAAAAUAUUCGUAACUAUACAAAAGAUAAGGAUUCAAGUGUGGAUAUAAUAUGCAGGAUUAUAAAGGGUAAACCUAAACCAGCCAUUUCAUGGUCAUUUGAUCGUAAUUUUCAAGGAAAAUUUAGCAAUUUAAAUGAAACCACUCAAACCAUUCACAUUAAUCGUGUUACACAAGAAAAAGUUGGCACAUAUAAAUGCAAGGCUGUAAAUGAUUUAGGAAAUGAUACCCACUCUAUGGAACUGAAUGUUCAAUAUCGACCGACGGUGGAAGUGAAACCAAGAAGGACAUAUGAUGCUAAAAAUGGCACAAAAGUUAAACUUUCGUGUUUGGUCGACGGUUCGCCAAUUCCUAAAGUUCGAUGGCUCGUAGGGGAUAAAGAAAUAAAAGAUGAUGAAAAAUAUAAAAUAUACCGAGACCAUGCCUUAAGUUUCACAGGUUCUAUUAAAGACUCUGGAAGUUAUGUCUGUGAAGCCUCAAACUCUUUGGGAACAGAACGUAGAAACGUAACUGUUGAAUUCUAUGAGCCAGUCAAAAUUGAUAUUCCAUAUAAGACCACCUUCGACGCCGACCUGCGAAGCACACUGAUCUUGUCAUGCCGCGCAAAUGGUAAUCCAAAGCCGAAAGUGGUGUGGUGGAGGUCUCCUAUUGUGAAUAAUAUACCUGUAACACCUAUAAGAGUCGAGUGUGACGAAAAUAAUAACGUAAUAUUAGAAAACAUCCAAUCUAAUGAUGAGGGGCAAUACUUCUGCAGGGCAGAUAACAAUUAUAGUAGUCAAACAUUAACAUACACAGUUAACGUUCCAGUGCCAGUUUCUAUAUUAAAACUGUUACAAAACACCAUAGAUGUUGUGGAAGGAGAUGCGCGAUUUCAAUUACAAUGCAUAGUAUGGGGUAGCCCAAAACCAACUGUAAGAUGGAUAUAUAAUGGUAUUACUAUUACAGAUGGCGGGAGCUAUGAAAUUAAAAACGAUUAUACACUUGUAGUAAAGAACGUCAGCUCGAAAUCCGGAGGUACCUAUAGUUGCAAAGCGGAAAACACAGGCGGCAACGAUACUAUCGAAUACGAAGUGAAUGUUCAUCCAUAUCCACCGAGAGACGAUUAUGCCACUGAUACAACGUAUCUUCUAGAAGGAAACGGAACACAUAAUAUACCUUGCGGAACAGAGUUAAGUGAAGGUGAUUUAGUUCGAUGGUUUAAGGAUGGACAUCUGCUCAGGACUGGUGAACUAACACUAAUAAACGUGACGAAGGCAGAUGUCGGUCAUUACAUAUGCCGAAUAAGUAAAUCAAAGUACUCUUAUUCAUAUCAUAAAAGAAUUUUACUUGGAACUGAAGCGAAAUUUGUCACUGGAGGAAACACUAUACAAAUUACUUUUGAGGAAGGAGCAGAAGCACAAUUGGAUUGCAGUGCUACUGGAGAUCCACCACCUAAAACUGUAUGGUAUAGGAAAAUCCAUAGAAUAGAGGGUAUAACCACAAGUCGGUAUUCGAUUUUAAUGAACAAUAAUAAUAUUUAUAAUUGGAAAAACAUUAUGUGCUCUGUGUCCAAUGUAUUUGGUACUAUCAAACGGUAUUUUGAAAUUGUUGAAGAAGCGUGCCUUAUGAGUUUGGAAGACGAUUUUACUUCACGACAACCCAUAUUGACAAUGGGAAAUAAUAAACGAAGUUGGCCAGUUUUUCCAGUAUCUAAUGGAUCUUUACAAAUGUUGAAGCACAGAAAUUUCACAUUUUUCUGUCCUGACUCCUAUAUAUCGUAUAAAAAUGAAAAUUAUGGUGACCGCAUGAUAACGUAUUGUGUAGGUGAUUCAAUGUUUUACUUAGAAGGAAAAGCAGUGUCAGCUUCUGAAAUCACUUGCAAUAAGAGCAUAGUGCCACUAGCGAAAAAUUUUAAUCGACCCUGUCGGGGAAGCGAUACUACGCUAAUGGCUGUUGGUUUCGACGUAGGCGGGUCCUUUAUGCCUGUAUAUAGAGUUUGCUUUGACAACAUUACGAAGACACCAUUGUAUGUAGAACACGAUAUCCAUAAGUCUAUUGCAAAUAUGACACCAAAACAUAAAGCUGAAUACACUAGAAGCAGCUAUCUGACAUUGGAAUACGAAGAUAUUUAUGAUUGCAGAAAUCAAAUCGAUCCAAUAUCAUCGUAUAUUGGCAAAUCGUUAAAAAGUGAUGAAAAGUGUUGCUUCAAGCGAAGACAAUUAGUGAACCCAAAAGAUGUGCUUCCAGGAGUAGCUCAAGUGGCAACAUAUCACAAUUUAAAUGUUGUACCUCAAUGGAGCAGUUGCGGAUCAGAAAAUUGGGAUGAAGUUGAACGUCGUGUUAGAAUGUAUGCCAUAAAUACAAAUGGUACAGUUAAAAUGUGGACAGGUGCUACAUCUGUAAAACACGAAAUUCCAGCGAUAUAUUUAAAGGACAAGUUGAACCAGAAACUGCAAGUACCUCAGUACAUAUGGAGGGUGGUUCAAGGUCAAUUAGCGGUGAUCCACGUCAACGUUCCUAACUUAACGUUGUCUACUGCAUUAUCUUACAUCCUAUGCGAGGAUAUCUGCAACACAAUACCUUGGAUGAUGUACGAGCAUUGGCGAGACCUUGACAAAGGUUUCAUCUACUGCUGCAAAUUAAAGGACUUUGAAGAAGCCUUCGACUACUAUGGUUACCAAUGUUUUAAAUGAUUCAUUGUCUAGCGAAAUGUUUGGAUAAGCUUUAUUUAUUUUACAAAAGUUUCACGUAAUUACUAUUUUCAUUACCAUCAUCAUCAUCAUCAUCAUCAUCAUAAUCAUCAUCAUCAUUCAUAUAACCCAAUGGACGACCAUAGGACAAACACCUUUUGUUGGGCCUUCCAAUUCCAACAUCCUGAGCGGCUUCCUACAAUACAUAUAAUGCCGCCGCUUUUCUGUGUCGGGUCACUGAUAAAGUACCUUUGGACCUUGGGACCCAACGUCUAUCCACUCUUCAAACUACUUAUUUAA
Molecule: messenger RNA, 4896 nt
Organism: Bicyclus anynana (squinting bush brown)
Lineage: Eukaryota; Metazoa; Arthropoda; Insecta; Lepidoptera; Nymphalidae
Product: hemicentin-1
Exons: 25
Coding region: 85-4599 (1504 amino acids)
Molecular function (GO): hydrolase activity; nucleic acid binding; metal ion binding
Source: RefSeq, a predicted model, not a curated record